GUCCUCUUCACUGUAGAUUUUGAUUGUAACUAUUAGAUAUUCGGGUAACUUUGAGACGACUUUAAGGAAAUCAAAGAGGGAAUUAAAGGGUUAAAGUGCAGGAGAAAACACACAGCAGAAUCUUCAUCACCACAACCAAAAGAGAGAAGACAGAGACUGAAUAAACCAGAGAUGUCUGGGCGUGACUCCAGCAGUCUCCUGUCUGAAGAUCAGUUCCUGUGUUCUAUUUGUCUGGAUGUAUUAACUGAUCCAGUCUCCACUCCAUGUGGACACAACUUCUGUAAAACCUGCCUUACACAGUACUGGAACAGCACUCAACACUGCCACUGUCCAUUCUGUAAAGAGAAAUUCACCAAGAGACCUGAACUGAAGAUCAAUACAACACUGAGAGAGGUUGUGGACCACGUCAAGAAGAAAAAUGGUCUGAAUAAACCUGAGAUUCUUUGUGAGGUCUGCACUGGAGUGAAGCAGAAGGCCUUGAAAUCAUGUCUUAACUGUGGAGCAACUUUUUGCAAGUCUCAUUUAGAACCACAUACAGUUGGGAACCUCAAGAAACACAAACUAAUCGACCCAGUGGAGAACCUGCAGGACUACAUAUGCCAGAAGCAUGAGAGACCCCUAGAGCUGUUCUGUAAAAAUGACCAGAUGCGUGUGUGUCAGUUUUGCUCUCAGUCAGACCACAAGACUCACAGGACUGUUUCAAUAGAGAAGGAGAUUGGAGAGAAAAAGUCACAGCUGGUGAAGACACAAUCAGAGGUGCAGAAGAUGAUCCGAGACAGACUGAAGAAGAUCAAAGACAUCAAACACUCAGUAGAGCUCAGAAAAAGAAACACAGAGAAAGAGAUUGCAGACAGUGUUGAAGUUUUCACUGCUCUGAUCCGCUCCAUUGAGAAUACCCUGUCUGAGCUGCUGGAGGUGAUGGAGGAGAAGCAGAAAUCAGCAGAGAAGCAGGCUGAAGUCCUCAUUAAAGAGCUGGAGCAGGAAAUCACUAAGUUAAAGAGGAGGCACAGUGAGCUGCAGUGGCUCUCCCACCCUGAGGACCACCUACAGCUUCUACAGAUUUCCCCAUUACUGUGCAGACCUCCACACACCAAGAACUGGACUGACAUCAGUAUUAACCCUCAUCUGAGCGUAGAGCCUGUGAGCAACGCUCUGUCAAAACUUCAGAAGAGUCUGGCGGAGAAGCUAACAGUCACCACAGAACUGAAGAGGAUCCAGCAGUAUGCAGUGGAUGUGACUCUUGAUGCUGACACAGCUCAUCCUGAACUCAUCCUGUCUGAUGAUGGAAAACAAGUGAGACAUGGAGACACAGAACAGAAGCUUCCAAAAACCUCAAAAAGAUUUACACAUUUUGGUUACGUUCUGGGAAAGGAGGGAUUCUCCUCAGGGAGAUUUUACUAUGAGGUGCAGGUCAAAGAGAACACUGAUUGGAAUUUAGGAGUGGUCAGAGAGUCCAUUAACAGGAAGGAGGAGGUUCCACUGUGCCCUCACAAUGGAUUCUGGUCUAUGGUUCUGAGGAAUGGGAAUGAGUAUCAGGCUUAUGAUAAUUACCAACACUGGCUCUGCCUAAAAGAGAAGCCCCAGAAGGUGGGUGUGUUUGUGGAUUAUGAGAAGGGUCUGGUCUCCUUUUAUGAUGUGGAGGCCAGAUCUCAUAUCUUUUCUUUUACUGGUCAGUUUUUCACUGAGAAACUCUAUCCAUAUUUCUGCCCUGGACAAAAAAACUCAGCUACACUGAUCAUCUCGCCCGUAUGAAAUACUGAAUAAUAUUUUCACAGCAUGUAACAAUGACUGCAUUUAGUGGGAGUAAGAAACAUACUUUAUGUUUCUGUGCAGAGAAAAAUUGUAUCAGUUCAUGAAAACUAUGUGAAAUUAUGUUAUAAAUGAACUUUAUUCUCUCUUUGAAAAUACAUAGAGGAGUAGAUUAUAGAGUGUCCACAGCCAUCUGUGUCCAGCAGUACACAAGUGCAUCAUUUAUUAGGACGGGUACAAUUUACAAGCAUUGAACUCCAUAAGAGGUCCACAAGAGUAAACACCAAACUGUACUGUAAAAGAAA
Pygocentrus nattereri (red-bellied piranha) is the source of this 2054-nucleotide messenger RNA. Its product is annotated as E3 ubiquitin-protein ligase TRIM39-like. The transcript is spliced from 8 exons. Gene Ontology annotation, molecular function: ubiquitin-protein transferase activity; protein binding; zinc ion binding. The record is from RefSeq and is a predicted model, not a curated record. Lineage: Eukaryota; Metazoa; Chordata; Actinopteri; Characiformes; Serrasalmidae. Bases 172 to 1752 code for a protein of 526 amino acids. Gene Ontology annotation, biological process: protein ubiquitination.